AUGCCAUUUACUUUCGGAGAUUCUUUAUCCUCUCUUGUAUCGCAAGGUAGUCUGCAGGACGUCGUCGAUCUUACUACGUUGCGGAACAGCGUGGUUGGAACGAAAAAAAUCCAUAUUCUCGUACCCAAGGAGUUUAGUUCGACGCUGACGUCGCUUCCUCUAUUGACGGAGCUGUCGUUGCAAAGUUGCACGUUCGAAGACGCAGUUUCGUUUCACGGUAUUGAACUGAAACUGGUUCGAUUACGCCUAGAAAAUAUCCGCUGGGACGAUACACCCGACGAAAUCACACUGUUGUGUAAUUGCCCCUUGCUGAAAGUACUUUUCCUUGGCUGGCAUUACCGCAUUGCACAUACGAUGCAUGGCAUUGAUGACAGAACCUUGCCUCCGAAGCUUCACGACUUAACGGUCACAUCGGCAAAUUACUCAUGGUCAACAAAUCGGAUACGUCGUCUUCAGGAAGAAGAAACGUUUUUCAGAUUUAUCACCGCGUUGAAUGGCCUAAGACGACUGACGCUUAAUGGAGGCUGGCCUAUUUUCGAAUCAGAGGCAUUCACUCAGGACAAGCAGGCGUUUCCGGACGAUCUAGAAGCCUAUGCUGGACCUAUUCACUUUUUCCGAUCCACUGCUCCUGCUCAUCUUGGCCUCAAAGAUGUCACAUUCAUGGAGAGCCAUUUAACUAUAUCGGAAAUUCAAGAUUUCCUUCCUUCCCUUCCUAUGGCUACGCGUGUAGCCCUAGUAGGUGUCUGUCUAGAAGAAGAUUUGCUCUUCGAUGAAACCCUGUUAACAAUAGCGUUCAGACGAUUUCAAAAUGUAGAGGAAUUUUUGAUCGAUUCAGCUCAUAUUCCAGCGGAAGGACCGGGCCCCGUAUUUGACGUUCUACGUCAAAGUAUUCAUAUGCUUGAAAAGAUCCGGUAUCUUAUAAUUCCAGAUAUCGACGCAUUUGAUCUGGAAAUCGAGGAGGCCUUCAGCGACCUCACUGAUAUUUCACCAUCUUUGAUGGGGAUUCAAGUCGAGGAACAGAAAUGGAUGUACGACGGUCAAAGAUGGGUUGAAGUUAAUAAUUGA
Molecule: messenger RNA, 1065 nt
Organism: Lentinula edodes (shiitake mushroom)
Lineage: Eukaryota; Fungi; Basidiomycota; Agaricomycetes; Agaricales; Omphalotaceae
Exons: 3
Coding region: 1-1065 (354 amino acids)
Source: RefSeq, a predicted model, not a curated record